AUAAUCUUUUGGUGAUAAAGAAAACGUGGAAUCAUUUUAUGGCAUUCGAUUUCGGCAUGUGAGACUAUAUUUUAAAAAAAUACUUAAAAUGCAAAAGUGAACCUAUACUGAAUAUCAGAUAAAUCAAAUCGAUUUGUUGUAUUAAUGUUUCAUAAAUAUGGUCAAGAGAUUUCUUAUAACAGUCAUAUUUGCUUCAUUCGUAAAAACUACUUACGGUCAUAUUGAAGCUGCAAAGUUAGAAGAAGAGUGCAAGAUAGCGGACAUCUGCCGGCACGACCAGGUGCCCAUCUGCGGGAUCGACUCCUGCGGCGAAUUGAGAACCUUCAUCGACACCUGUGACAUGCACGAGUUCAACUGUGACAGCAAGAAAGAUUUUAUUCAAAAGCCACCACAUGAAUGCUGGGUCACGUGCAAGCGUGGGAGGAGCUUCAGGAAGCCCGAGUUUGGACUUGACUGCGACAAGCAAAACCUAGUUUAGCUCAGAAUUAUUAUUACCAAUUUAAUUAUCAUAGAAUUUUUUUUUUAUCUUGAAAUAAAGAUAUGAAGAUUUCUAAAAGCCUUCUUUCUUAAGAAGUCGGCAAUGAAUCAUCUUAUUAGGUAUCUAUGCGGUACGUACACUCAGGAAACCUCGCUUCUUGUCCUAUACUAUAUAGCUUACCCGCUCUGGAAACAUAGCUUCUUGUCCUAUACUAUAUAGCUUACCCGCU
Molecule: messenger RNA, 707 nt
Organism: Plodia interpunctella (Indianmeal moth)
Lineage: Eukaryota; Metazoa; Arthropoda; Insecta; Lepidoptera; Pyralidae
Exons: 3
Coding region: 158-478 (106 amino acids)
Molecular function (GO): protein binding
Source: RefSeq, a predicted model, not a curated record